This is a messenger RNA of Saccostrea cuccullata (small rock oyster), 1499 nucleotides long. Its product is annotated as tenascin-R-like. Bases 68 to 1399 code for a protein of 443 amino acids. The record is from RefSeq and is a predicted model, not a curated record. NCBI's taxonomy places the organism in Eukaryota, Metazoa, Mollusca, Bivalvia, Ostreida, Ostreidae. The transcript has 13 exons.
UUGACAGAUUGCACACUUUAGAGUCAUUAGUUUUUCACAGAAUAGUUUAAGUGUUUCCCGGAUUUAAAUGACUAUCCUUAGCGUAUGUUUAGUUAUCUUUGUGAUAACAAGAAUCGACGAAGUCGACGCGCUGCAUUGUUUGAGCUGUACAGCUGUUAUCUCUCCACGACAUUGUCAUACUAUACAAAAAUGUGAUCAAGGAAAGGUAUGCUUUACCCAGAGGUACACAGGAAUUAAUGGAGAAGUUCUAUAUGACACGGGAUGUCACACCCCAUCAAUCUGUUCUAAACGGAAGUUACCUGGAGCGUUAAGGAGCCACAACCCUGCCUAUGCCCACACUGAACAGUGUAUAGAAUGCUGUACCUCUGAUGCCUGUAAUCAUAAAGGAUGUGGGGGAUUAGAUUAUCCAAGUAAAAGAGGUCCAUUGUGUUUCAACUGUCCACAAUCUGUAGACCCUGUCACAUGUAGUUCUGUAAAAGUUUGUGAUGAAAAUGAGAUAUGCCAUCUCCGGGAAGAGGUGGAAUUUGGCGACUCAAUUUUUGUGCAAUCCUGCUCCCAAAAGCAUAUAUGUGACAGUGGAAGCCCAAACAUCUUUGGAAAGAGAUCAGUUGAACGUUGUCUGAAGUGUUGUGACUCUGAUCUUUGUAACCUAGGAUGUAUCGACUCUUUUCCAUCAACGACAUUGACAUUGACAACAACAACUACUAUGUCAACAACUCCAACCACAACGCCUUCAACUACUACAACACUGAAGUAUCCCUCUCCGUUUGAUUGCUGGGAAAUCUUUCAUAAUGGUAAUAAUACCACGGGCAUAUACCAAAUUUAUCCUUGGGGUUCCAGUGGGAAGUCAGUAGACGUCCUCUGUAAUAUGGAUGUAGAACUUAGAGGCUGGACGGUGUUUCAAUGGCGGUACCCUUGGACUGAGAAUUUUAACAGGAACUGGGAGAAAUAUAAGAAUGGAUUUGGUAAUGUCUCUAGCGAAUUCUGGCUUGGAAACGAGAUCCUUCAUCUUUUGACAACACCACACCGAACACUAUUUUAUAUCGGUGUUACAAGUAUUAAAGGCGGCUCAUGGUAUGAAAAAUUUGACAACAUGAAAAUUGCAUCUGAAGCCCAUAAAUACACCAUUACUCUAGGACAGGCCUCUGGAACUGCUGGCGAUCGAAGUACCAAUAAAUCUGCGAAUUCUGCCGGUUCAAUGGAUGGAAUGCCAUUCACAACAUACGAUAGAGACAACGAUUUGAGUUCCACUAACUGUGCAUCAGCUCACAAAGGAGGGUGGUGGUUUAACAACUGUUACUAUAUUUUUCUGAAUGGUCCAAAAUCAGAUAGUUAUUACGUUAGUAUUAUUAACUCUCCAAAUAUUAAUUCAUCCAUUCUUAUGAUAACGCGAACGUAGCAUCCAAAUAUAUAACAAAUAUUUCGAAUUACAGUUGCUUUUUUUUCAAGAAAAAGGAAGUCUUCAUUAAUUAAUUACUCUUCGUACAAAUUGUAAAUAG